Messenger RNA from Carlito syrichta (Philippine tarsier), 2302 nucleotides. RefSeq names its product extracellular matrix protein FRAS1-like. Bases 68 to 2302 code for a protein of 744 amino acids. The transcript is spliced from 19 exons. NCBI's taxonomy places the organism in Eukaryota, Metazoa, Chordata, Mammalia, Primates, Tarsiidae. Gene Ontology annotation, molecular function: protein binding. The record is from RefSeq and is a predicted model, not a curated record.
GCGUUCCGGCCUCGAGCCGGUUCUCGGAUGCUGAAGGCUGGUCUCCGGCGUGGGUGCCGAGGCGGCGAUGGGUGUCCCCAGAGUGUGGCUCGGGCUGGUCCUGGUGCUGGAAUUCGCAGCGUUGCCUCAUUCCGAAGGUGCUUGUGUCUAUCAGGGUUCCUUGUUGGCGGAUGCCACAAUUUGGAAGCCCGAUUCAUGCCAGAACUGCCGUUGCCAUGGUGAUAUUGUUAUCUGCAAACCUGCUGUUUGCAGAAACCCUCAGUGUGCCUUUGAGAAGGGAGAGGUGCUUCAAAUAGCCGCCAACCAAUGCUGCCCUGAGUGCGUGUCAAGGACUCCUGGAUCUUGCCACCAUGAAAAGAAAAUCCAUGAGCAUGGGACGGAGUGGACCUCCUCACCGUGUAGCGUGUGCUCUUGCACUCAUGGGGAGGUCCGAUGCCACCCGCAGCCAUGCCUCCCACUAUCGUGUGGGCACCAGGAACUGGCAUUCAUCCCUGAAGGAAGCUGCUGCCCCAUUUGCGUGGGCCCUGGGAAACCCUGUUCCCAUGAAGGCCGUGUGUUUCGGGAUGGGGAGGACUGGCGACUGAGCCGGUGUGCCAGAUGUGUGUGUAGAGAUGGGAUUGCCCAGUGCUUCACAGCUCAGUGUCAUCCUCUGUCUUGUAGCCAGGAUGAAACAGUCGUCCGAGUUCCUGGAAGAUGUUGCCCACAGUGCUCUGCACGCCCCUGCUCUGCAGCUGGUCGAGUGUACGAGCAUGGUGAGCAAUGGAGUGAAAAUGCCUGCACCACAUGUGUAUGUGACCGGGGCGAGGCCAGAUGUCACAAGCAGGCCUGCCCACCGCUGAGAUGUGCAAAGGGUCAGAGCAGGGCUCGGCGUCAUGGGCAGUGCUGUGAGGAAUGUGUGUCCCCCAGUGGAAGCUGCUCUUAUGACGGGUUUGUGCGGUACCAGGAUGAAAUGUGGAAGGACUCAGCCUGUGAGUUCUGCAUGUGUGACCAUGGCCAAGUGACCUGCCAGACUGGAGAGUGUGCCAAAGUGGAGUGUGCACAGGGUGAAGAAUUAAUUCACUUAGAUGGAAAGUGCUGUCCUGAAUGCAUUUUAAGGAACGGGUACUGUGUUUAUGAAGAAAAUGGAGCAUUGAUAUCCUCAAAUGCUGGUGUAGUUAAACAUAUUCCAGAGGGAGAGAUGUGGGAAGAUGGCCCUUGCAAGUUGUGUGAGUGUCAGGGGGCUCAAGUGACUUGCUAUGAGCCCUCUUGCCAACCGUGUCCAGUGGGCACACUGGCCGUGGAGGUGAAGGGACAGUGCUGUCCAGACUGCACAUCAGCUCCUUGCCACCCAGACUGCUUGACCUGCUCUCACUCUCCAGACCACUGUGACCUUUGCCAAGACCCCACAAAGUUACUACAGAAUGGAAGUUGUGUGCGCAGCUGUGAUCUGGGAUUUUACCGGGCUGGCAGUCUCUGCUUAGCCUGUCAGCCUCAGUGCUCCACGUGUACCAGCAGGCUGGAGUGUGCGACCUGCCACCCUCCCCUGCUGAUGUGGCAUGGACAGUGUGUGUCCACCUGUGGGGAUGGCUUCUACCAAGAUCAUCACUCCUGUGCAGUCUGCCACGAGUCCUGUGCGAGCUGCUGGGGCCCAACAGAGAAGCACUGCCUGACCUGCAGGGAUCCCCACCUUGUGCUGAGGGACGGUGGCUGUGACAGCAGCUGUGGCCAGGGCUUCUACAACUGGCAGGGUGCCUGCCAUGCUUGUGACCAAUCCUGUAAGAGUUGUGGCCCCAGUAGCCCCAGGUGUCUUACCUGUACUGAGAAGACAGUGUUGCAUGAUGGGAAAUGUGUUUCUAAAUGCCCUGGUGGGUACUAUGCUGAUGCCACUGGCAGAUGCAAAGCGUGCCAUGACUCAUGUGCCAGCUGCUUCGGACCCAUGGUUUCUCACUGCACUGCUUGCAGCCCCCACCGGCCUCUGCAUCAAGGUUACUGUCUGCCUCACUGUGGAGAGGGCUUCUUCCCUGACCAAGGGGUCUGCAAAGCCUGCCAUUCCUCCUGCCUGACUUGUGUGGGUCCUGAGCCUUCACACUGUACUGGGUGUAGGAAGCCAGAGGAAGGACUACAGGUCGGGCAGCUCUCUGGGGGAGGCAUCCCCUCCGGCAAAUGUCUGUCCCAGUGCAGAGUACAGUUCUACCUGGAGAGCACUGGGCUGUGUGAAGGGCAAAAUCUGGACUUCUAUCAAAAUUUGGAAGUGAUUCUUGCCAUUGCCUUGGCACAUUAUCUACAGAGAAUUGACGCCAUCCUGUAUAAUUUGACUCGGUAG